AUGAUCGCUGGCCACCGUAAGCGCGGGUCUGUGGACGGCGAAGCUGGAUGGACUGGAAGGGGAGGAUUGUGUUUAGCAGCGGUUCACACAGCACUGCUUUGGGAAGCGGCGUGCACCCCGCGCUACCCGCGCCGGUGGUCGCGCGACCCAUCACACAGGUCAUCGAAACAGGAGAAGAAGGAAGCCAGUUCCUGUAUCGCAUCACUUGGGCGAGAACGGGACUGUCAAAGUCCAAUGGACCAACUCAGCCACUUUAUGAGUAAAAGACUGCGUCACCGUAUCAGUGAUAUGCGAACGUGCGCUUUAGGUCCAUUGGAUAUGGUCUUCAUCACAGUUUUUACAUUUGUACCAGGGAUGGUUGCUAGUAUCCAUGACAUAAUAUUGGAAUAUCCUGGACCGGUCGUUCGAUUUUCAGUCCAACAGAUAUGCACUAAUGUUAUAAUUAUGUUUGCUCCCGCGGUAUUUUCUGAGAUGAUAGCACGCGAGAUCUACUCUAUGAAGCUUUUACUAAAUAAACAGAUGCAGCUUUGUGAAAGUCGGCAAACGAGCAAACGGAUUACCAAUCGGAUAAGCAAUCAGCGUCAUGGAUAUCCGCAACGACGGAGGAGUCACGAGUGCGCCGUCGACCUUUUGGGAAUUAGGGAUUUGGAGAUUUUUGGAAAGGGAACGGAUUGGGCCUUCGGUAACCUCACUCACACGGCGAAACACAACUCUUUGAUUAUUUCACGACGGUUUUCUGUGAGGCCGUGGUAUCACUCCGGUCGAGCCGACCCAUUCGUGCCGAAGCCUGACUCUCCCACACUUGAAACCACAGUGAUAUCACAUCCUCAUCAAAAACAGGCGUUAAAUAACGCGGUUGGGCGGGAGGGAGUGUCAGGCUCUUACUGGGUAAGAACCCCUUUGUUCCUUCUCCUGCUCUGGGCCAAGGUCGUGGUGCCUCAUUGCUCUUACCCCGCAACCCCGGCUGAACAUCAGCCCUUUAGGGCCCGGUUUGUGGUGGUCUAUUGGCUCUUUGAGGCGCGCGCGGAACGCUACGCGCCGUACGCUCGGGCCUGGUUCUGGUCGGGCGGCGAGCUGCCCUUACUCGCCGACCGCAGGCCCGUGCAUAUAUUAUGGAUUACAAGUGCACUGAAUGCGCAGAAGAAUAUAUUAAUCACGACAGAUCAAUUUUCAGAAUUACACAUGUGA
Messenger RNA from Spodoptera exigua (beet armyworm), 1188 nucleotides. NCBI's taxonomy places the organism in Eukaryota, Metazoa, Arthropoda, Insecta, Lepidoptera, Noctuidae. The record is from the annotation of a GenBank genome assembly.